CUCCCCACAGUCGGCAGGCCUCUGUAAGGACGGAUCAGCAGACGACAAGAAAUGCCCAGGAAAUUCGUCCAAGGAUUCCAAUUUCGUUCACCGUGAGCUGGUGUUAAGCCAUAUUAUUAUUAGGUAACGGCUUGAGUUAAGUGAAAAGCUUGGAUUGCGCAUGGCUCUUCAAGGUUUAAUAUAACCAUAUUAAGGUAACUUUAACAAGACGAUUCUCGUGAUCAGCUGACUGGAUUACAGGUGAUUUUUGAGAUUAAUAAAGGAUAAGAUUCGGAUACCGCUAUCAUGCCGAGAAGGGAAGACACCAUAGAUCUGGUCGAUUUGGGAGCCACUGAUGCUGCAAACGGAGAUGUUCUUCUUGAUUUGGAUUUGGACGAAAAUGUGAAGGAGAAGAAACGAGAUGGCACUCUGCUUGCAGACGAACAGCCUCCUGCUGGUGCCAAUGAGGAGGAGGAGGAGGUGGAGGAUCCAUGGGCCCUGUCUGAACUGAAAGACACAAGCACACCUUGGAAUGAGCUAACAUGCUGUGGCAAGAUGAGCCGAGUGUUAGUAAGCUGGAUCUUCAAGCCUGUUCUCAUCAUUGGACUUCUUUACUUCUUCAUCUGUUCCCUUGAUCUGAUGAGCUCUGCUUUCCGUCUCCUUGGGGGUAAAGAGGCUGGCGAAGUCUUCUCCCAGAACGAUCUUCUCAACAACCCUGUCUGUGGUCUGAUGAUCGGCAUCCUGGCUACCGUCCUAGUCCAAAGCUCCUCCACUUCAACCUCUAUCGUUGUCAGCAUUGUAGCGGCUGGAAUCCUGCCUGUCAGACCUGCCAUCUUCAUUAUCAUGGGAGCCAACAUUGGUACCUCUGUCACCAACACCAUCGUGUCCAUGGCCCAGUCUGGUAACAGGUCAGAGUUCCGUCGUGCCUUCGGUGGGGCGGUUGUCCACGACAUGUUCAACUGGCUCUCGGUGAUCUGUCUGUUGCCUCUGGAGUAUGCAACCGGCUACCUCUAUCGUCUGACCAACCUCAUUGUUGCUUCCUUUAAAAUUGAGACCAAGAAGGGUGCCAAGUUGGAACUGCUGAAGGUGCUGACCAAACCGUUCUCCUUGAGAAUCAUACAGAUUGACAGCAAGAAAAUUUCCCAGAUUGCGACUGGAGAGCUAGAGGCUGAGAACCAGUCCCUCCUGAAAGUGUGGUGCAAGACAGAAGAGGUCCCUCAGAUUGUCAACCAAACAGCCAAUGCCUACAUUGCCAACACCACUGCUUACCCUCCUACUUAUACGACCGGUUGGGGAGGCUGGGGAGGCUGGGGAAAUGUUUUCAACACCUCCGGCACUGACACUGGAUUUAAUAAGACUACUACUGGAUAUCCUGUAUGGUGGGACGCUACUGGUACAUCAACACCUCCCAGUGGCAACCCUACCACAGACGCUUCGGGACAGAUCACCCAGAUGGUGAAGAUCAAUGUUGAGAAAUGCCACUUCAUCUUCAAUAAUACCGGUCUGUCAGAUCGAGCUAUCGGUGGCAUCCUCCUCGUAAUUGCUCUGGUCAUGCUCUGCAGCUGUCUCGUCAUGAUGGUCAAGGCACUUAACUCCCUUCUCAAGGGUCGUGUUGCUGGUAUCAUCCGUAAGACCCUGAAUGCAGACUUCCCUGGACCCUUCCGCCACCUGACGGGGUACGCUGCCAUUCUGGUCGGUGCUGGCAUCACUUUCUUGGUCCAGAGCAGCUCAGUCUUCACUUCCGCCCUGACACCACUGGUUGGUGUAGGGGUCAUCACCCUUGACCGUAUGUACCCGUUGACCCUGGGUUCCAACAUCGGCACCACAGCGACGGGUCUACUCGCUGCCAUGGCCAGCUCUGGGGACAAGCUGGAAAACAGUAUCCAGAUUGCACUCUGCCAUCUUUUCUUCAACAUCUCUGGCAUUCUCCUCUGGUAUCCCAUCCCUAUAAUGAGAAAUAUUCCAAUCAUGCUGGCCAAGAAGCUGGGCAACACCACCGCAAAAUACCGCUGGUUCGCCAUCAUGUACCUCAUCCUCAUGUUCUUCUUCCUACCCCUCUCCAUCUUCGGUCUUUCGCUCAUCAGUGUGUGGUGCUUAUUAGGUGUAGGUGUUCCCAUCAUCUUGAUUACUAUCUUUGUCGUAGUGGUCAACACCCUCCAAGCCAAACGGCCACAAGCUCUACCAGAAAAACUGCUCGACUGGGAAUUCCUGCCCCUUUGGAUGCACUCCCUUUCACCGCUGGAUCGCCUUAUAUCCAAGCUCCUUUCCGUGGGAAAGAGGUGUUGCCCAUGCCGAUCAAACUCUAAAGGAAGCCACAAUAUCAGUGGGCAACCACUGGUACACAGCAAUAGUGCUUCCCCGGUCAAGGUGCACUAUGACGUAGUGAAUGACCGCACAGAAACUUUGCCCGCCUCGGAACUUGGCAAUAACGGCGAUGCUAAGCGAUUGAGCACCCUAUGACCACACACUCCCAAACCAUAGAUAUCGUGCUAACCAUGUGUAUUAUUUCUAGGGCAGUGCAAAUUACCGAUAUUUAUAUAUUUGUUUUCCAUCCAGUCACUGAUUCAGAAAAUGCAUGGCGCAGGAAAUAUAUUUUUUUAUAUACAUGUCUUAGUGUACACAGCCCAUCUCUUGCUAAUAUUCUAGACUUAAAAAUGAGUGGGGAAAAGUAGGACAAAGCAACUACAUGUAUUCUUUUCAACAAUUACAAUUAAUUGGAAAGAUAGAAUAAUGUCCUUCAUUUGCGGAUUUUAAUAUUUGCAAAUGCCAAAGUGUGCCCUGGCAUCAUUUCUGAUGCAAAUCAUUUUCAACCUGGAUAUCCUAAGUAAGACCUCAAUUUUAAUGUAUAUGUCCAACUUAUUAUAUAGAUAAUAUAAUGGUUAGUUAAAUUAUGUGUUCACUUCUGAGAAUUUUAUAACGUAAAUUAAGGUGCAUACAUACAUAACUAGCCACCAGACUUUGUCAAUAUCCUUUUUUUUUCCUUCUUAAUUCUUAUGUUCUCAAUCAACAAGAUGAUCUGGUGAAAUCUGUAAAUAUAGAGAAAUUUAUCAAAACAUUUUUUAUAUAUAAAGUGUCAACAUAUUGUACUCAGUUGCAUUAAUUAAGCAUCCCCCUCUUUUCGUAAUUUAAAAAAAGAAAACAUUGGACAUGGAAAAAAAAUCACAAUCCUCCUGUACAGCAUGUAGUUAUUUGGAGGUAGUGUAGAUUGAAACAUUCCAUCAUUUGGACUGGUCAGACAUCUUCCAGCAUAUGUAUUUUUGUUACAUAAAUUAUUUAUUUUGCUUUGUGACUGAAUGACUGAAAUCUCAUUGUUUGACACAUAUUUAUUUUCGUGAAUGUACAUGUUAAUGGGUAACUUGUAGGCGAUAUCUGAAAUGAGUAUCUUUCAAAUGGCAAUACAGAACAUUGAGAAUAUCAACAGUAAAACUUUCCUGUUCAGAAAUAUAACCCAAAAUAACAUUUUUGAAGACUUAAAAUAGUGUUUCCUACAAUAGCUGUAUCAUUUUACAACAGGGUAAGUUGCAUUAUAUUUAAUGAAUUCAUUCAGGGUUGUUCUGUACAUGCAAAUAUCGGUAGGAAGUUUUGGCUGUUGCAUAUAUUGCUUUUUGGUCGAAUCACUGCCAAUCAUCAAUGAAUAAUCUUUUGACCAUGACAAUCAUAUCAUCAUUUUUCUGUUUUCAACAGAAGUAUUCUCCAUUGGACAACUAAAAUACCUGUCAUUUAUCGCACACAAUGUCAUUGAUUGCCUUUACCCCAGCUUGACUUAUGUUAUUUAUAUAGAGUGCAAUGAAAUCCAAUCCAGGGUAAUACCAAUGAAUGAUAUAAUUAAUAUCCUAGCUUGUGAUGGUUCAGAGCCAGAAAGGCAUUAGAGCUUGUAAUUGAACACCUAAGUGCCUCUCUGAUUCUGAAGAAGUCAUUUCAUGGCUUUUGUGAAAUGUCUCAACAUACUGUGUUAUAGCAUGCUGCAUUAUGUAUAUUGUAUAAAUACAUAAAGUGUAGUAAACUUAAUAUAUGUCUUCAUCGUAUGUGCCUGGCUUUACAUGUAGUGAUCCAUUCAAAGAUUUCUGAUGUUCAGGAUUAUAGAGAAAAGAAGAAUACCUGUAUUCUGUAAUAUGGCAGUUGUAUUUUUGUUUGAUUUUAUUUUCUAUUUUGUUUUCUAUUGAUGCUUAAUAAAUGAGCCAAAGACUUAA
Strongylocentrotus purpuratus (purple sea urchin) is the source of this 4169-nucleotide messenger RNA. RefSeq names its product sodium-dependent phosphate transport protein 2C. Gene Ontology annotation, molecular function: sodium:phosphate symporter activity. The record is from RefSeq and is a predicted model, not a curated record. Bases 286 to 2439 code for a protein of 717 amino acids. NCBI's taxonomy places the organism in Eukaryota, Metazoa, Echinodermata, Echinoidea, Camarodonta, Strongylocentrotidae. Gene Ontology annotation, cellular component: membrane. The transcript is spliced from 6 exons. Gene Ontology annotation, biological process: sodium-dependent phosphate transport.